Molecule: messenger RNA, 667 nt
Organism: Cooperia oncophora
Lineage: Eukaryota; Metazoa; Nematoda; Chromadorea; Rhabditida; Trichostrongylidae
Source: the annotation of a GenBank genome assembly
GGAGCGAUUCGAUGUGUACAUUGCGGACAAUGAAGCGAAGUUUUUAUCAUUUUUAAAAUUCAGUGAUAAAGAAGCAGCUUAUCAAUUGAAGAAAUACACCCGGGUGUACCCAGGGCUUGACCGAGUGAUGUUUAUUCUGUCAGAGUGGGCGGAAAAGAACGGACUGUUCAGCCAUCGCCUUCAAAGUCAUCAUGUAUACCUAAUUCUAAUCCUCUAUGCUACUGGGCGCAUUAACGGCUACAGUAUGAACUGCAUGAAGCCAUUUUUAGACUGUUUGGAAUUAUCGAUCAAGCCAGCUGAAGAAGUACCGCAACCAGAACGGCUGGACCAAUAUAACCAAACAGAGCUUUUCGUCGCCUUUUUUGAGUAUAUGGCAUCUCGCGAGUUCCGCAAGUUAGCCCAUAUCUCUUUCGCCACACUGGAAUACCCAUCUAUGUUUUCGCGCGGUGAAUGGAUGCCGCUCCAUGAGGUUGGUAUUUUUAUUAGAAUUACAUGCUUCGUGACCUUCGAGAAGGCAGCCAUCAAGACGUACUACAACAUGGUUUUCAACCUGCGAUUGGAGGAAAUACACGAUACUCCUCAACAGUCGUUGACGACCUCACCGAUACGUGAAUGCGAGCCAUUCGUUAUUGAGUUGCCUGGUGAGUCCUCGGUGCUCAUCUCAUGA